Tyto alba (common barn owl) is the source of this 7065-nucleotide messenger RNA. It is a transcript of the gene ADHFE1, whose product is annotated as alcohol dehydrogenase iron containing 1. The transcript is spliced from 15 exons. NCBI's taxonomy places the organism in Eukaryota, Metazoa, Chordata, Aves, Strigiformes, Tytonidae. Gene Ontology annotation, cellular component: mitochondrion. Gene Ontology annotation, molecular function: metal ion binding; alcohol dehydrogenase (NAD+) activity. The record is from RefSeq and is a predicted model, not a curated record. Bases 50 to 1447 code for a protein of 465 amino acids.
GCCCCGGGAGGAGGCGCUGCCCGGGGCUCGGCCCCCGGGAGCCACGGCGAUGGCGGCCGGGCGGGAGCGGGCCGCCCGCCUGCUGCGGCGGCUGCAGCGGGCGGCAUGUCGGUGCCCGAGCCAUGGCCACACUUAUUCCCAAGUCCCUGAACAGCCUACCCUGGGAAAUACAGACUAUGCAUUUGAGAUGGCCGUUUCAAACAUCCGAUAUGGAGAAGGAGUUACUAAAGAGAUUGGCAUGGACCUGCAGAAUCUUGGUGCCAGAAGAGUUUGCUUGAUGACAGAUAAAAACCUCUCCCAACUCCCUCCUGUAAAUGCAGUAUUGAAUUCCUUGGCAAAAUAUGGUAUAAACUUUCAGAUGUAUGAUAACGUCCGGGUAGAGCCAACAGACCACAGUUUCCUAGAUGCCAUUAAGUUUGCUAAAAAGGGAGAGUUUGACGCCUAUGUUGCUGUUGGAGGUGGGUCUGUAAUAGACACCUGUAAAGCUGCCAACCUGUACGCAUCCAGCCCUACGUCAGAUUUCUUGGAUUAUGUCAAUGCUCCUAUUGGGAAAGGGAAGCCUGUCACCGUGCCCCUCAAGCCACUUAUUGCAGUUCCUACAACAGCUGGAACUGGAAGUGAAACCACUGGUGUUGCCAUUUUUGACUUCAAAGAACUAAAAGUAAAAACCGGUAUUGCUUCAAGAGCCAUUAAGCCAACAUUAGGCAUCAUUGAUCCUUUACACACGCUGUCUAUGCCUGAACGAAUAGUAGCCAACAGUGGCUUUGAUGUGCUUUGCCAUGCUCUAGAAUCGUACACUGCUCUUCCUUACAACAUGCGAAGUCCCUGCCCUUCAAAUCCAAUCAACCGACCAGCUUACCAAGGUAGCAACCCCAUCAGUGAUGUCUGGGCUCUUCAUGCUCUGCGCAUUGUGGCUAAAUAUUUGAAAAGAGCCAUCAGAAACCCUGAAGACCGUGAAGCAAGAGCCAGCAUGCACCUAGCAAGUGCUUUUGCUGGUAUUGGCUUUGGCAAUGCUGGUGUUCAUCUCUGCCAUGGAAUGUCUUACCCUAUUUCUGGUUUGGUGAAAACUUAUAAACCAAAGGAUUAUAAUGUGGAUCACUCUUUAGUGCCACAUGGCCUUUCUGUGGUGCUGACAUCCCCAGCAGUGUUUGCAUUCACGGCACAGAUUCGUCCUGAGCGGCACUUGGAAGCUGCAGAGAUACUAGGAGCUGACAUCCGCACUGCCAGAAUCAAAGAUGCGGGGUUUAUUUUGGCAGACACACUGCGGAAAUUCCUAUUUGAUCUGAAUGUUGAUGAUGGCUUAGCUGCAAUUGGUUAUUCUAAAGCAGACAUCCCUGCAUUAGUCAAAGGCACUCUGCCUCAGGAGAGAGUGACUAAACUAUCGCCACGUCCCCAGACAGAAGAAGACUUAUCUGCCCUCUUUGAGGCUUCCAUGAAACUUUAUUAGCUUAAACAUUUUGUUCUGAAAAGUGUGCUCUGUUCUAACACAAAGAUCUAUAUGAAGCAUUCAUAGGAGGAGCAACACCAGAGUUAAAGCACAGUGACACAGUCAACAGGAACCACAUAACAGCAAGACAUCAUUCAUCAUGGUCAUUUUGUCUCUCUGGAGGCAACAGCUCCCUUUUCCUGCUGCAUUCUGUGGAAAGAAGCUCUCAGCUGUAUCUUGCUUCUCUGUGAAGCAGAUGCUUCUGCUGAGCUCCUGCAGGUGCUGUCACUCGGAGUGCAGCCACCAGCUUAAGGAAGUGGCAGUGUGCUGUGGUUCAAUAUUAAAAAGUGGUGGUGUAGCAUAGGCUGCACAGGGCCCCACUGGGAGCACUGGUUAAAUGUGGGAAUGAGUGUGCAUGUUCAGAGCAGUUAACCAGCUGGUUGACUGUCAACUGAGAAAGGGAAGUGGGAAAGGGAGAAGUGAAACUAAAAUUUUAAUACUAUUUUUCUUUUUUUUUUCUUUUUUUUUUUUUAAAGUGCACAUGGUUGUGUGUACAGUUUGUUUAAAUCAGAUUCUGCUUCAUGUUGGACCCUUUCCGCAUCUGAUUCAUGCAGCUACCACAGCACAAGGCAAAUGUGAGAACCACCCCAUAACCACUGGUGUGCUUAUUUCUUUCUGCUAGGGAGGGAGCACUUCUUAGUCACCCUGCUCACGUAGAAGGCUCUAUGCUUACACCUUUGCAUUCUUGUGUUUGUCUGAUAAAGCUAGUGCUGUCCUAGAGUCUGAGGAUAGAUGCGCACCGGAUAUUGACAUUGGAUCUGGUUUAAUGCUAUUAAAAUAGGUGAAUGGAUACUGGUUGAAGACUGGAGAUUUUGCUUUUAGCCACAGAACAGGUUUAGUGGCCACAUGGAGUGCACUGCCAGUAUGUCUCACAUUCUGCUGGGGGACACGUUUGAGUUCCAUGUCCUUCUGAAUCUUGUCUUCUGCUGAAAGUGCCCACAAGAACCUGUGUCACGAAGGCUGAUGUAAUAGCAAGGGUCAAGGGAUUCACUUUAUUGUAUUGUGCAGAGCUGCCACGUUUGAAAAAACCCUUUUUGUCAAACCUUUUUGUAUAUGAUCUUUUGACCUGUUUCAACUUUCUACUCCUGUCUUUUUUCAGGCUGUGGUAGCAGGACAGAGUCCUGAAGAGAGAAUUUUUUUUUUCCAGGAGCCUAAUUCAUGGCAGCCACACUGUGUUUGGGGAGAAUAUACUUUCUGGGGAAGUGAACAGCAUGUGAACAGAUGAUACUGAAAUACAAAUAAUAUUGUACUUGCUAUAAACACAAGCUUGUUUGAAAGUGUUUGAGAGCAGUGUUUAACUCUGUCAUAUUAACUUCAGUUCUGUAAAGUAACUAUGAAUGAAAACCAUUCAGAGAAAGUAGGCUUUCACUAGCUUCACCAGACCAUGAUGAUUCCUCCUGCAAAGUCGUUUUCCUGGUGAGCUUGGCACUGUGCAGACAAAACCAUUGUAUCGUGUGUGACAACUGAGAGCAAUGGUAGAGGCAUUCCAGAAAUAAAAGCAUCCAAACUGCUGCACAAUACUUCUGUGAACAUUUAAGACAAUUUCCACACAUGUCACUCUGCAUAAUCAGUACAUAGUUAUAAGUAUUACUACAUAUUUAAUGGCAACACUAUCAAUCCUUGUAUGUCGUACUUGUUAGCAGUAGGGCUUGACUGAGUCCCUCCUCUUCCUUGUGGAGUCACAGACCUACUUUCCGCCUUAAACAGCUGUAACUAUAUAAAAGGAUUUGUCAGUCUUUAUAUAAAAAGAAGAAAAAAUGCCCAGUUUUUCUAGACUGUGCUUUUUGAACAGGUUUUAAGUAAGCAUAAAUGGCAUUAUUCAGUCACGACAGAAGAAUGGUUUGAAGAGGUUUUAGGGACUCCUACUAGAGUAAGAGUUACCACGUUCGUGAUUCUUGAUGUGGAUGCUGACCUGCUACUUCCCUCCCCUAGUCCUGUAUUCUCUGAGUUCUGCACAGGCAAAGACAAACCGAACCCUGGCCCAUCUGGUUACUCACUCAGUCCAGCUACAGUGAUAAGAUUAGCUCUGGGGAGCAAGUAUGAACAAGUGCACAUGUAGUAGCUGGUGAAAAUAGUUUACCAGCAGGUAUAGUUUUACCAGGAGUACAAAAUGGAGAGCCUACUCCCCUCACCAAGUAGUGGGAGCUCACAGGGUUGCUGCUUGGCAUCAAUAGAAACAAGGGCAGUUGGUACAAGUUUGUCUGGCCCCUCUUUUCCCUUGCCUCUUCCCAUUCCCAUGCUGAUUUUUCUAGAAGUUAAAGCAAAAAGAGAAUGAAGUGAAAAAUACGUAACCAACAUGCCUAAAUCUGCAAAAACUCUCACUGACAUCCUAUAUGAAUAAACUUGGACGAAACCACAGGUUAGGUUAGUGUGUAUGCUCAUUCCUUGUUGCACCGUCUUCACUUUAAGGCAAUGUGCUAAGGCUGUCAUCUUCUGUCUUGUGGUUGGCUUUCCAUCCCCUUGAGACCUGAAACGUGGAUGAGAAAGAGUGAUGGUCAAGGGUCACAGCCAAGCUAUGUCUAGGCACUUUCCAUAACCCCCAAGUGAAUCUCCUUCAGCAUCGCGGUGCGCCGGGGCAUGUGCAGCGUGCUGAGAGUUCAACAGCUCCAGCCUAAGAAAUCGUCACUGCAUUAAGUGUCUGCGCAGAAGGGGCAAGGGCAGCCUGAGGUGAUGCAGGAGGACGCCGAAAGGUAUGGUCUCCAUUUUCCCCCGAGACCAUCCCUGUGUGCUUCCUAAACAAAAAUGAACUUUAUUUAAAUUCGAACACCUGCUAGUGAAUACAGAAAGUGAGGUGACUGUUUUUCUGCUAUCUCCAGAGCUGUAGCUCACCCAGCAGUACACAGACUGCUCGUCUGCCGCAGUGUCAGCCUUGGGCAGUGAGAAGAGGGUCUUCCACGCCUACCCACCCCUGCUAAUCCUGCCUCAAAACCUGGUUCCAUUUUUGACCCAUCACCAGGCCACCUGCAGAAGAAGAGGUUCCUCUUUGAGCAACGGUGUGGCGGGACUGUCAGUGACUGAAUUUGCAGGUCUCAGCUCUUUGCAUAUGUGCUUUUUUCUACAGGCAGUUACCUUUGUUCUUACCUGCAAUGUAUACAUGAAAAAUCAUGCGGGCUCUGUUUGUUACAAAAUGUUUAGUGCGUAUUUUUCGUGUGUAGUUGUCCACAAGAAUAAGCAGAAGCUUCUACUGUUGCUCUGAAUUUUUCAGAGAAACCGAGACAAAAAAAAACCAAACCAAAACAACAACCAAAAAAACCAACGGGCUAUCAUUAGGAAGACUACAGUUUCCCUAGAUGCAACAUUUCUGAAUGCAGUUUUAUAUUUUGCUAGUUCUAGGCUCCCAUUAAAUAACCCACUAAAAUGCCAUUCAUUUUCUUUUUUUCCACAUUGUACUGAAGCAGCUGCCCCAAGUGAGUCGGUAGAAAAUGUUGUACAGCCAAAUAAUAAGAGGAAGAACCAUUUGAUACCGUGCAAUGGAAUGUUAAUCAGGGUCUUACGUUAACUACUUUACUGGUUAUAGGAGAGGGGGUGAUAAAAGUACUUUCAGUCUUUGGUUUCUUUUGAAAAAUUACAUGUACUUGGUUUUCAGAGAACUCCAACAAAUGGCAGCAGAUAUUUUCUUUAUUUCUCUGAACAAGGGAAUUAAGGGGGGGAAAAGCUAAGUGAAAGCAGAGGAAAUGUGACGUGUAUCCUUUGAAGAGCCGUGUUCAUUCACGUCCCAGUGUAGAGCCACAGAGCUUGGUUCUGCAGCCAUGUACACUGGCAGCACGUACGCCACCAACGCUGACUGAGAGGCAACAGAAUGAUGGCUGUAUACCCACACAGAGCUGCCGUUAAAUGUUUAAUUUCAUCUAAUACUACCGUAUCAUGAAAUAUAGAUAUCAUAGCACAAACUGGUUUAUUGAUGUGGAGCUUUUCCUCUGUGUUCCCUGACUUGCUGUGACUUUGACCUACUUCAACAAUGCACUUGUGCUUUUCUGUGGGUACACUGUUUGGGUGUGUUUGACCAUACAGCCUUAAAUUAGCAACUUGACAUUGAAAUGCUGAUUUACACCUGCAGUCAAAUGGAUAACACAUGCUAAAGACUGAUUGUCAGCAGCUCCAAUACGUUAUCGCUUCAUUCUGUGGCAUUGUCGCUUGCCUUUAUGGGAUUUAAGGACACCAUUGUGUGGCAUUGUUGGUAUGGCUAUGGACACAGCUGUGGGGGGCUGACACUGUGUGUGGACUUUGUCAUCUAUCUAAAAGCUGACACCACUUUCAAAAAUCUCAGUGAAAGUUUGGAUGUUUAAGUGUUGCUGUAUAUUUUAAGACAGCAUUGGAAAUAAAGAAGCUUUUUUGUGGGUGUAAAGAACAGUUAACAUUGAAUAACUUGCUCUUCUGACCUUUUCACCUUAAGGAAGAUUAAUGGUCAUUUAGAUCAGAACUUCCCCCCCAAUCAGGGGUCUGAAUGCUUCAGGGAUUCAGAUGGACAAAGAAAGUCAUUUCGCCUCUAGGUCACCAGCACAGACCUAUGGUGUCUCUUUAGUGACCAUUAGAUGAUUGCUUAUUAGUUUAUGUGCAGGAGUUGGUGGUCAUAAUCCAUUUUCCAAUGGACAGGUCCCUGCCUCGGGAGAGCUGUCACUAUGUGCUUAGCUGAGCAGCGAGAAAAGGGAAUUAACAUGAACAGAACCUGAAUUGUGUUUGCCUUGCACUACUAAAACCUCAGAGCCUCUGUAAUGCUUGUUUCAGUGGAUCAGUCCUUUGCCAGCAUCGUCUUUCCAAGCCAGGAAGGGUUGAAGCUAUGUCAGUGCUACGCCGUGAGCGGUGGCACCUCAGUGUUCGCCCCGGAGGGCUGCAGCCUCUGAUCCCACUUCUGGAGCACGCAGGUCCCGUUCAGACACACUCGCAGUGGGACGACUUGCAUUCCUGGCAGUUGGGACAUCCUGGAAUAGCACGUCCCACAGCCUCCGUGGAGCCAUCUCCCAAGCUUAGCUCCUGGUGUGGUCAAGCUGAUGUACUUCAUACCGACUGUAUUUGUGUCUUAUAUGGAAGUCCUAAAAUUUGGACUACUCAGCUGGUAAAACUGAGCACAAGGCUGGGAGGUAGAUUUUGGCAGUAAAAUAACCGUUUGUGACUUCUCAUGUCAGAAAUGAUACCAUCACCAACUGUAAGGCGCAAUUCAGGGACCUGCACAGCAGAGCUGAGCUAAAAACACCGACCCGCAGAACAAAGGCAGCACAGGGUCGGCCGGUGGGUGCUAAAGGUCCGAGCACGCCCUUCACUGGAGACAUCUGCAUGUGCAUAGCAAACAGGGCAACGGUGGAAAAAAUGGAUGUGUGUGCAGAGAUAUUCAUACAGUUGCUUACAGCUGAGAUGUUGAGCCUGAAUAUAUAGCGUGGUUACGUGCUAGAGAGUAUAAAAAGGUGAAGAGCUGGGACCUAGGAGUCUACCUCUUUUUGGCUGACCAAGUUGAGAGGAUAUAGGAACGUCAGACUUCAGGGGAACAUCUAAGAUGAGAAUAUGCAUUAUACAAAACAUUGUAAAAACCCGAAGGAUGUAGAAUCUAAAACUAUGUCGUUAUUAAAGAGAAUGUGCCAUGUCUA